Petromyzon marinus (sea lamprey) is the source of this 3333-nucleotide messenger RNA. RefSeq names its product tRNA selenocysteine 1 associated protein 1 (gene TRNAU1AP). Gene Ontology annotation, molecular function: tRNA binding. Gene Ontology annotation, biological process: selenocysteine incorporation. Gene Ontology annotation, cellular component: nucleus. The record is from RefSeq and is a predicted model, not a curated record. Lineage: Eukaryota; Metazoa; Chordata; Hyperoartia; Petromyzontiformes; Petromyzontidae.
UGGUCCGCGCUCUCCGAUGACGUCAUCCCAGAGGCGUCUCUGCGAAGGAAGGACCCGGCCGAGACGCGUGUCUCCGGGCGGUUCCACACCCCCUCCUCCUCCUGCUGCUGCUGCUGCUACUCCCACCUCAGUCUCCCCCUCUCGGUGUCUCGUCCACCUCACUCCUCCUCCUCGUCGUCGUCUUCCUAACCUCCUCGUCUCUUUCCCUUCCCCCUUCCCGUCCCCGACCCCCGGUCCACACAACGCGAGGCGCCCGUCGGCUGCGAGGAGCGAGCAUGGCGAGCUUGUGGAUGGGCGACCUGGACCCAUACAUGGACGAGACGUUUGUGCUGAACGCAUUUGCCUCCCAGGGAGAGAGCGUGGUCACCGUGAAAAUCAUCAGGAACAAACACACUGGCGGCCCGGCUGGGUACUGCUUUGUGGAGUUCUCGGACCAGUCGAGCGCGGAGCGGUGCCUGCACAGGCUCAAUGGGAAGGCGCUUCCCGGAUCCAACCCGCAACGGAGGUUUAAACUCAACUACGCAACACACAACAAGCAACCCGAUGGACGGGUCGUCUUCAACCCAAGGCCACAGAGGAGUCAGAGCCCGGAGUUUUCCAUCUUUGUGGGUGACCUCUCCGCAGAGGUGGAGAACCACCACCUGUACAACUUCUUCCUGCAGAAAUAUCCGUCGUGCAUGUCCGGCAAGGUGAUCACCGACCUGUCGGGCAUCUCGAGAGGAUACGGGUUUGUGCGUUUUGGCGAAGAGACGGAGCAGAGAAGGGCGCUGGUGGAGAUGCAAGGAGCGUCGGGGCUUGGCAAUCGACCAAUCAAGCUUAGCCUCGCUACGCCCAAGAGUGCCAGCGGUGCUGGGAGGUCUCGGCAGGAGUACGGACAGAGCCAAGGCUACAGCUACGGGCAGUACUACCAGCCCUACCCCAACUACUACACACAGUGGGGAUACGACCAGUACACAGGAAGCUACAGCUACAGCAUGCCUCAGUAUGGCUACACCCAGAGCUCCAUGCAGUGUUAUGAAGAUCUGGGAGACGAUGCCUUGGAAGACCGACACAAAUAAAGCUCCAACACUGAAGCAGUGAAAAUGAAAAAAGGGCGUCCGAAUUUAUUGCGAAGUCCUUGUGCUCAUUACACCCGAGGUCCGCCGUCGUCCCGCCAGGUCGCUUUAGGGCAAUCGUUGUGCUUGUGUUAUAUCUGCCGUCCAGCCCGCUCAUCCGCACGGGGCCAGGCUGGUCGCUCGCGCUCUAAAUGGUGACGCAGCUCAAAACAAAUAGCUCCCGGACGUGCGGACUAGGGUUGCCGCGGGGUGGGGGCGCUGCGAUACUGCGAUCACUCUGGGGCCCACGGUAACCGCUUGGUGCGUUUGGGCGGAAUUUCGUCAUAACGGCUGCUUAGGUUUUCACUUGUUAGCGAUGUACAGGCGUCCGAUGUGUUUUCGGGUCGCGCUGCGCGUUGUUUGGCACAAUGUCCGACGUUUUGCUCGACGGGCUGCUUCUGGAACGGAAUUUCUGUUUGGUUCGGGCGAGAUGAAUCUCGCGCCGUUUCACUCGGUAGUCGUCGGACAUCGUUCGGAACAACACGCGGCACAACCUGUGAUCACAUCGGGGCUGUCAUCGUAUCAUGUUUGUCGUUGCUAAUUUAAUUUUAUAUGUUUAUUUUCACUAUCAAAUAGUUAUGAGUUACCCAAGUGCAUGGGUUAAACCCAUGCAAAUCGUGCUUUUCACAAAAAUAUCCAGAAUAAUUUUAGGCAUGGCGGUUAUGUGACUUCAUGAUUUUCAUAGUGACUUGAACUAGUGUCUUGUGUAGCUGACCGCAUGUGCACCGUAUGCAUUAUGGGUAGUUACGAUUAGGUAGACUCGUAUUGAAUGCACUGCAUUUGGAAUUGCGGUAAAGCACGAAGAAAACAAAAUAAACACUUUGAAAGUUUUGGAAAAGACGUUGCGAUAAUCUUCGUAGCGUGAAACUAGUACCCUACUGUGACGACGAUACCGCCGCAGCCCUAGCACCUCGGCCUGGCGUUUCGACGCGGGUUUGAGGCUCCGCCAGCGAGCAAAAAAAAAAGACUUAAAAUCGACUUUCAGGUGUGCGGCCGAAACGCUCUGGCGACGUUACUGCAGUGCAACGGGUGUACUCUGUAGCGAUGUCCCUGAAGUGGCAUGCCGGAAUGCCGCUUAAAGUAAUCAUCGCUUAACGAACGAAGGAUUUCGGGCUGUUGUGUGUCGGACCUCGGACCACCCAAGCCACACAGCCUGGCUUUGUGUCUUACAGAAAGUUGAGGGCGUUUUCUGCUCUUCGGGCUGCGUCUCUCUAAAGCGAGAAGCAGCGUGCGGUGCGGUGCGGCGUAGCUCACGGCCUCACGGAGCGCAGGGUCCCCACGUGGCUGGGCGCAACAAACGCUGCAGCGUCGAGAGGGGCAUGACGAUGCGUGGGGCUCCUUGGCUGUGCCGCGAACGUUGCUUCACCGUCGCCCUUUACCAAACGAGUAUAUCGUGGCCGGGGGGUUGGCGCUCCUCUGAAUUGCUUGGCGCCGAGCCACAGAGGUGGAAACCAGUCGGUGUCCAUAGCCACGUGCGUUGUUGACCUUUCACAAAGUGGCACCGGCUCACAAAGCACGAUGGGCCGAUCCCCAUCCGCGUUUUUUUGAUUGUGCCCUUCCGACCGAGUUCGCAAUCAGCCGGGGCCUCUUGGCCCGCGUGUCGGCGCUGGAGAACGUUGCGCGCGAAGUGCGCUGCACUGUUUGGUCGUACAAUUUUAAAAAUGUUCACCGACGUGGGGCGUUACAAUAACGCGCGCUGUUGCGACUCGGCUGAGUGAUUCAUGCGUACUAACCGUAUGCAUCAAGUGCUGGCAAGUGAUGGUGGCAUGAUGGAACGGGCAAAGCACUGUGCUCUUGAGCAGAGAGUGCAGUUACACGAUGUGCACUCAAGUGGGAGAGCAGUGAAUUUUCCACUUUUUUUCCAUUAAAUGUGUCAUCACACAAUCAUGUACUUCCAAAACUAAUGUAAAAUUUUGUCGAGCUGCUCAUAUUCUGGUUGGUGGAAGUGUUUUUUUUUGUUUGCAGGAGAAGAGAAAUACUUGAUUCGCCGUUUUUUACAUCUUUUGUUUUAUUAACGGCUCCGUAAAAAAAAAAAAUUUUGACAAGGCUAUGGUCGUUCAUUCCCUUCCCCUCCCCCGUUCCCUUUGCCAUCUCCAACCUCCCCCCCCACCCCCAACCGCUCCUCCGUUGUUCUUCAUCUCGUCACUCCGCAUCGCACUAUGCCCCCGACUCCCACAAUCCCUUCCCCGCCUGCCCUCGUCUCUUCCGUCAUUCCCGGUGGCCUGUCCCCCUCGCCCCC